This is a messenger RNA of Metopolophium dirhodum (rose-grain aphid), 3269 nucleotides long. RefSeq names its product LIM/homeobox protein Awh (gene Awh). Bases 734 to 1765 code for a protein of 343 amino acids. Gene Ontology annotation, biological process: regulation of transcription by RNA polymerase II; neuron differentiation. The transcript has 8 exons. Lineage: Eukaryota; Metazoa; Arthropoda; Insecta; Hemiptera; Aphididae. Gene Ontology annotation, molecular function: RNA polymerase II transcription regulatory region sequence-specific DNA binding; DNA-binding transcription factor activity, RNA polymerase II-specific. Gene Ontology annotation, cellular component: nucleus. The record is from RefSeq and is a predicted model, not a curated record.
CGUCAGUUUGGAUCGCUCCGCGGCGAACGGCCCACACACACACCGGUGGCGGCAGUGCGCGCUCCUUCGUGUAGGUACGUUAAAACGUAUAUUAUAUUAUAAUAUUAUUCCGUAUACGAACACCGUAAAAUUUGUAAUAAAUUGUAUCGUUAUUGCUAUGCGAUUUACGAAUUUUUUUUUUUAAUAUCGCAAAAUUGUAACAGUGCGUUCGUCGUAGUGCAGUGGCAGGCAGCGGCGGCGGCGGGACAAGUAUAUAUACUUAUCCGCAUAAUAUUAUACGACACAGACGACGGCGGAAUUUUUUUCACACAAUUAUUAUUAUAAUACACGUUACGGGUCGCGUGCGUGUUUUUUCCCCGUUCAUUCCACCCGAAAUCUUAUUUUCCGUCGUGAUUAUACGGAAAUGUAUCGAAAACUGUUUUGAACGCAGGGUCGGAGAGACGCGACGCACUCUCAGCUGCAGCGGUCAUCCGACGGUGCAGAUUUUAUUAUAAUAAUAUAUAGCGUAUUAUUAUUAUUAUUAUAUUAUACCAUCCGCUUGCGCCGAAUACACAUAUACAGCCCAACCGCAGAUAUGAUCCAGGAAAACCGUUUCGAGUUGUGCGGUUUUCCGACCACGUACAUCAAGAACAUGAAGUAUAGCCAGUACAACCAGUUAUAUAAUAUAUUAUUUUAUGAAAGUAGUUAUUAGUAUCGGAAUAUAAUAUAUUAUGAUGAUUGUUGACAUCACACAAUGCAAGUGAAGAUGUGUAAAAUUCAAUGCAAGGAAACUACUUAUAAUUUUGACGAGAAAACUGCGGACAAGUCAAGACAUUUAGCGGAAGAUGCUUUAUGCGAGAACAAAAGUUUACACUUUCGUGAAAAGUACGAAUUCGUCCAAUACGUCAAGACUGAAUCGUUGCAGUGUCGAGGAUGCUCGGAUCCAAUUACUGAUAGGUUUUUAUUGAAGGUUUCUGACAAAAUUUGGCACGUGUCGUGUUUAAGAUGCUGCGUGUGCAAUUUGGUAUUAGAGGACGAACCGUCGUGUUUUAUCAAGGAUGAUUCAAUUUAUUGUCGUCAGGACUAUGCCAGGAGUUUCGGUACCGUGUGUUCAAAGUGUUCGAAAGGCAUUUCCGCUUCGCAUUGGGUGCGAAAGGCCAGGGACCACGUUUACCAUUUGGCGUGUUUCCGGUGCGACGCCUGUGACCGACAAUUGAACACGGGUGAAGAGUUUGCUCUGCACGAAGGUCGUGUUCUGUGCAAACCUCAUUAUUUGGACAUCGUGGACGGCGGAACUACAAGCUCGUCAGAGGGUGGAGAUUCAGAAAGUUAUCACAGCAAGAAUAAAGCAAAACGUGUACGGACCACAUUUACCGAAGAACAGUUGCAGGUGUUGCAAGCUAAUUUCCAAUUGGAUUCUAAUCCCGACGGGCAAGACCUAGAAAGGAUAGCCCAAAUUACUGGACUGAGCAAAAGAGUUACUCAAGUGUGGUUUCAGAAUUCUAGGGCGAGACAAAAAAAGCACUUGCACACCGGUAAAGUGAAAAACACUCCAUCCGGAUUACUUCACCACCAACAAAACGGUUCCGAAAAUCAUUUCAACCGGCACAUAAAUCUACACCUUACGUAUUCGUUUCAACAGCCUCCGUCGUCGAACCAUUCGCACCAGAGGGGAUCUCCUAUUUAUAUACCCCAAAAUCCAGCCUCGGAAACGUCGUCCCUAGACGACCUGUCUCAAGACUCCAUGAUGAUGUGUUCGGUGGGCAGGAACAGCGAUCCGGUAUGAGACGAAGACCGUGGUGGGGCCAACAACCAUCCGCCACGUUGACCACGUCCGAAAUAAUAAUAAUAAUUAUUAUUAUUAUGAGAAAUAAUAUAAUUUGAGAGAAUAAAAUGUUUUAAAUUAUUUUUACUGUGAUAUAAUCAUAUUUAAUUAAUUAAUGUUUAAUUACCGGAUGGAAGCCCGCAUUGCGUUUCAAUCCGUUCGUAUUUUAAUAUGUUAGAAUCUCUAGACGGACAGUUUACUCUCCUCGUCACAUGUUUACAAACACUUAAUUAUCAUAUUAUUAUUAUUAUUAUUAUAUUAUUAUACAGCACGAUUUAGUGUUCCGCGUCCAUCGGCCCGCAACUUAUGUUAAUAAUAUUCACAUAGUUACCAUUAGUUAAGCUCGUCAACAUAGGGAACAACAACUACUACGCGAUUUAGCGCCUUCUCGCACUGUACACUAUACACAUCCGUAUAUUAUUCGCAUUUCUUCACCGUUUCGUAUGUUUUUCGUCGAAAAUUUUCCACUCUCCAUUUUACUGUAACAUUGUUAUAAACACCUAAUAUACGCUAUAACGGAAUUUUCAGCGGUAGAGCGUAUAUUAUAUUAUAUAUACGGAUAUAGUAAACUAUUUAUCAAAAGCUGUUAAAUCCUGAUUUUUAUUCACAAAGUGUUUUUCGUAUAUUCGCAUUAUAUUUAGCUAUUGCCGCAGACAAAACGCGUACUAUACGCUUUAUCGUUACAAAAACAAUAGUGCCUACUACUUUUGAUGGUUAUUUAAUCAUAUUAUAAAUACGUUCAGGUAUAGAACGUAACAUGAUUCCGUGUUUGAGCAAACCCCCUCCCCUCCAAUAAAAAACUGUUUCUUCUUCCGUCCGUUGCAGUUUUGAUGCGCGUUCCUAUAUAUAAGCAAAUUUUACUUUUUCCAAAAACCACCGAAAAUAUUUUAUUGUUAUCUAAAUGAAAUUAAAUAAUUUUAUUAAUUUUAAGAAUCUUUUUAUUAUUACUUAUAUCAUAAGAAUAGUAUCUCACGUAUUAUUAUAGUUAUUUUUUUUUUUUUGCUUCAUCGCAUACCACACAAUGUUAUCAUAUAAUAGUAACACGGGAACUUUAUAUUGUAAUCCUUUUUAAUAGACAAUAGUGCGUUUAUAAUAUAUUAUAUUAAAUAUAUCUUAUUUGAUCAGAUCGUGUAUAAUAAGAUGCUUGAAAUUUGUUAUUAUUAUUAUCUUUAUUAUUAUUAUUUUUAUUAUUAUUAUCAUCAUUAUCAUUGUGAAAAUUUGAUUUUGUAUGGAAUGUAAAUUAUUGUAAUUUAUAUAUAUUAUAUUGUAAAUACGAAUCCUGGGCCGGCCCAAAAUAUUCUGCCACCCUAGGCAAAUAUAUCUGAUCUGCAACCGUCCCCCUCCUUUCCCAUCAUAAUAUAGUACUGUACCUAUACCAAUUUUGUUUACGAAAAUGUUUGUACAUAUAAAUAUUGAUAUAUUGUAUCUGUGUGUAAGUAAAAAUUGUUUAGAAAUAAUAUUCAAA